CCACCACCACCACCACCACCACCACCACCCCCUGCUCCCCCGUCACGAACUGAACAUGGCCCAUAGCGCGAGCGCCGCGGCCGCCGCCAGCUCCAACAGCGCCAAGAGCGGCGGCUCCGAGGCGGCUCUCAAGGAGGGUGCAAGCGCCGCGGCGCUGUCCUCCUCCUCCUCCUCCUCCUCCUCCGCGGCGGCCUCUUCCUCCUCGGCGGGCCCGGGCUCGGCCAUGGAGACGGGGCUGCUCCCCAACCACAAACUGAAAGCCGUUGGCGAGGCCCCCGCCGCACCGCCCCACCAGCAGCACCAUCACCACCACCAUGCCCACCACCACCACCACCACCACCAUGCCCACCACCUCCACCAUCACCACCACGCACUACAGCAGCAGCUAAACCAGUUCCAGCAGCAGCAGCAGCAGCAGCAGCAACAACAACAACAACAUCCCAUUUCCACCAACAGCCUGGGUGGCGCGGGCGGCGGCGCGCCCCAGCCCGGCCCCGACAUGGAGCAGCCGCAACAUGGAGGCGCCAAGGACAGUGCCGCCGGCAGCCAGGCCGACCCCCCGGGCCAGUCUCUGCUGAGCAAGCCGGGCGACGAGGACGACGCGCCGCCCAAGAUGGGGGAGCCGGCAGGCGGCCGCUACGAGCACCCGGGCCUGGGCGCGCAGCAGCAGCAGCAGCAGCAGCAGCCGCAGGUCACCGUGCCCGGGGGCGGCGGCGGCGGCGGCGGCGGCGGCGGCCCGGCGGCCGUCUCGGAGUUUAAUAAUUACUAUGGCAGCGCUGCCCCAGCUAGCGGCGGCCCCGGCGGCCGCGCUGGGCCUUGCUUUGAUCAACAUGGCGGACAACAAAGCCCCGGGAUGGGGAUGAUGCACUCCGCCUCAGCCGCCGCCGGGGCAGCCAGCAGCAUGGACCCCCUGCAGAACUCCCACGAAGGGUACCCCAACAGCCAGUACCACCAUUAUCCGGGCUACAGCCGGCCCGGCGCGGGCGGCGGCGGCGGCGGCGGCGGCGGCGGAGGAGGAGGAGGCAGCGGAGGAGGAGGAGGAGGAGGAGGAGCAGGAGCGGGAGCUGUGGCGGCGGCGGCCGCGGCGGCGGCGGCAGCAGCAGCAGGAGGCGGCGGCGGCUAUGGGGGCUCGUCCUCGGGGUACGGGGUGCUGAGCUCCCCCCGGCAGCAGGGCGGCGGCAUGAUGAUGGGCCCCGGGGGCGGCGGGGCCGCGAGCCUCAGCAAGGCGGCCGCCGGUGCGGCGGCGGCGGCGGCGGCGGCGGCGGGAGGCUUCCAGCGCUUCGCCGGGCAGAACCAGCACCCGUCGGGGGCCACCCCGACCCUCAACCAGCUGCUCACCUCGCCCAGCCCCAUGAUGCGGAGCUACGGCGGCAGCUACCCCGACUACAGCAGCCCCAGCGCGCCGCCGCCGCCGCCGCCGUCGCAGCCCCAGUCCCAGGCGGCGGCAGCGGGGGCGGCGGCGGGCGGCCAGCAGGCGGCCGCGGGCAUGGGCUUGGGCAAGGACCUGGGUGCCCAGUACGCCGCUGCCAGCCCGUCAUGGGCGGCCGCGCAACAAAGGAGUCACCCGGCCAUGAGCCCUGGCACCCCCGGACCGACCAUGGGCAGAUCCCAGGGUAGUCCAAUGGAUCCAAUGGUGAUGAAGAGACCGCAGUUGUAUGGGAUGGGUAGUAACCCCCACUCCCAGCAGCAGCAGAGCAGUCCGUAUCCAGGAGGCUCCUAUGGCCCCCCAGGAACACAGCGGUACCCCCUCGGCAUGCAGGGCCGGGCCCCGGGAGCCCUGGGAGGCAUGCAGUACCCGCAGCAGCAGGUGGGGGCUAGUUUUUCUCCUUGCCUUCCUUUUUUGCUCUUUAUCUUUUACUGUCUAUCUAGGAUUGGUGUUAAAAGAAUUAGGGGCCAUUUCUGUGAUUUUCUGCUUAAAUUUUUAUUCUUUGUUUUAAAGUUGGCAAGUUGAACUUUUUAUAACAAAGUAGAAAACACCUGUUUGGUAGAAGACCAGUACAGUAGUGCUGGCUGUAUUUGCAAGACGGACCAUGUCAUGAUUUUGCAGGAAAUUAUAUAGAUGUAAGCUCUGAAGUGAAUGUAGCAUUCUCACAUGUUUGAGGUCAGAUUCUGAAUUGGGAAUAGACUAUCUUUAGGUGAAUUUUUGAGUCAUUCAGUGGUCUUUUCUGUGAAGGUAGCAUCAACUUAAAUUCAUUUUAAGUCUCUCAAAGAGUUACUUUGCUUUUAUUUAUUAACAAGCUAUUUCUUUUGUACCUUUGGAAAAGGUUUCUGUAUUUCACAUGAGAAUAUGAUCUGUCAUCUUAGAUCUUAGUGAGUUUGUGUUUUUAUUAAAUAACAGAGACUUGUCCUGCUCUUAAACAAAAGACCUGAUGUUUUUCUCCUUUUCAGAAUUAAGUGAAGUUACUGUACAGGAACGUGCUUGUAGUAGUAUAAGCCUAUAGUCUUCGAUACUCCAGAGUUUGCCCUUGUUAGGUUGGCUUGAGGAAGCAUUAACUUUGGAAAAAGACUAAAUUAGAUUCAGACUUGUCAGGGUAUUUAGUUAAUAAGAACACCAAAAAGGCUUACUUAUGCAUUGCUGCACCUGUGCCUGAUGCCCCCAGGGAGUGUGUUGGGCUGAUGCUGGUGUGCCUUUUAUUGCCUCCAGACGAGGGCAGUCUAUAAUGCUUCCCAGUAACCCAUUCCAGGGGUUAACAGACUUCCUCAGGAAAUUUUUCUCUGAAUUUGACCAAAACUCUUUCGUGGGAAAAAAAAGUGGGACUGACUUUUCUCUUGAAAGAGAUAUGGAAAACAAUUUAUGGAUUUAUCAUAGUUUAUGUGAUACACAGCUGCGUGCCAAGAGUUCUUUAUUAACUUGCCUCUGAGUCUUUUAUAGUUUGAGUAUUGUCUUUCCCCUUUAUGUUAAGGGAGUUCUGGGGAAAGAUAGAAGGAGCUCAGCCUUUAAAUCUUAGCAGUUGUUUCCUUAAAACAGGUUAGAGGUCUCACCCUGCGUUUGUUAAGAUUGGCUGCUCCAAAAGCUCACAGUCAGUUGCAUACUUCAUUUGACUCUUUAACUUCCCUCACAUUUCUCCUUUCUUCAGUGAUACUUUGCUUUCUAGAGUAAAAAUCUUUGCUGGGGCUGCUGGUUGAGAGAGGGAGAUAAUUUGUAAAUGAUGACAGCAAAGUUUCUGUCUCACUUUGCACCUCUCUCUGUCUCUCCCUGCCAACGACUUUUUUUAUUUUAGAGCUACUUUGCCCUUAAGGAGGGGAAGAAGUCCCAGGAAGCCAGAAGGUAAAGUCCUCCUUGCACUCUGCGAGUUGAUUUGAUUUGGGGCAAACAGUUCUGCCUGCUACUCUGGCUACAGAAAAGAGGUAGAAAGGUAGUAAGAACUAGCAGGGCUAGUGGAGAGAAGCGAGUUCUCACUACCUCUGUUUCCCUGCCUUCUUUUCUACCAUGUUUCUCUUAGGUGAGAUUGCAAAGCCAUUUUCAAAGGGUGCUCUUUAUCACUAGAACUGGACACUCCUUUAUCUGCUCUCUAAGUGAGAAGUGCUUUUAACUUCUUGCUAGAAGUUUGAGAGAUUGGCCAGAGUUUGCAAAACCAAACUGGGAGGCAAACAAAUGGAGAGUGUGUGAAGAGUGGUUAUCUGGGAAAAUUCACUAUUUUCUUUUCCAAAUGUGUGAGGAUAAAAGUAGAGGGUAUACACAAAUCUAUAAUCUCAAUUUUCUUAGCUUCUUGGUUUUAUUUAAUCCUGGUGACUCUUACAUACUUUUAAAAUUUGAUAACUCAUAGAUGUGUUGAAGGGACAAAUUGGUGAAGAUUGUCCAUUAAUUAUUUUAGCAAAUUGUCAAUAAAGACUUCAGAUCAGGUAUUUUACUGCUAACCAAAAAGAAAUGCCCAGUUCUAAAUGCACAGAUCUUUCUCAUAAUGGAAGAAAAAUAGUAUGGCCAGAAACUGAAUAUCCUGACUGCAGAAAUGUCAAGUUUCCAUAUUUAGUAAAUCAUAAUCAAGGUCUAAAUAAUCUGCUUUUUUAUCCUUUCAUUUAGUUAUA
This is a messenger RNA of Castor canadensis (American beaver), 4026 nucleotides long. The record is from RefSeq and is a predicted model, not a curated record. Lineage: Eukaryota; Metazoa; Chordata; Mammalia; Rodentia; Castoridae.